AUGGAUUUACAUGUAAAAAAGAAUAAUUAUGAUCAAGUUUUAAAUAUAAAUAAAAAUCAAGGAAAUUCAAAUUAUGAGUUGAACGAAAUAAAAAAUAAUAUCAACAAUAAUAAUAAUAAUAAUAAUAAUGAUAAUAAAUUAUUAGAACAUAACCAUUUUAAUAAUAUAGAAGAACAUACAAAGGAAAAGCAAAAUAUAUUUAAUUCAAAUGAUGUGAGUGAAAUAAACACUAAUAUAACAUCUAAUGUAGAACAAAAUAAAGAGCCUAAGAAUAAUAUUGAUAGUAAAAUUUAUUUAUCACUUAAUAGAUGUGAGAAUAAUGAUUUUUUAAAAAAAGAAGAUUAUUAUAAAGAUGAUAAUUAUAAUGAUAAUAUAUUACAUGGAUUAGAUCCAAGUACAGUUAAAACAUCAAGUUCAAAAAAGGGUUGUUUGAUAUUUGAUAAUAAUAAAAAAGAUGAUAUAAAUAAAAUGAGAAACAUUCAUAGUGAUAUUAGUAAUAUAGAAAAUAAAGACACCUACCAUAUAGAUGAAAAGGAUAUAAACAAUAAAAUAUGUAAUAAUAAUAAUAAUAAAAUAAAUAGUAUAAAUCAUAUUAAUGAUAAAGAGAAAACAUCAAACAUAUAUAACAUAUCAAAUAUAUAUAACAUAUCAAAUAUAUCUAACAUAUCAUAUGACAAAGAAAUUAAAGAAAAUUCUCCAGAUUCUGAAUAUGAAAAAACAAAUGAAUCAUGUAAUUAUAAAGAAAGCAUAAAUUAUAAUAAAAUUCAAUUUGAAAAGAAGAAAAAAAAAAGUUCUGAGGAAAAAAAAGAAAGAGAAAAAGAAUUAUUAGUUGCUUAUUGGUUAAACGGUAUUAUUGAAUUAUUAGAAAGUGGAUUUAAAAAUGGUAAUAUAAAUGGAAGUAAUUCAGUAGGUAAAAAGAUCGCAGAAGUGUUAAAGAAGGUUGUAGAGAUAUAUCAAUGGAAGAAUGUAUUUGAUUUAAUUGAAAUUAUAAAAUAUUUAGGUAAACAAGUUAUUAAAAAUAAUAAAAUGUUUUUUGUAAUACCCAAUAUAAUAAGAAGAGUAUUAACAAUAAUAAGAGUAGAGCAUUUUAAACAGUUAUAUUUAUAUAAUAAUAAUUAUAUGGAUAAUAUUAAAAAUAUCAAUAUGAUUGAUCAUAACCUAUAUGAAGACAACCAAGACGUUCAAAUGUGCAACCAUGCUGACAACAGGAAUAAUAAAAAUAGUAAUAUUAAUAGUAAGAGUAAUAGUAAUUGUAAUAAUAAUAGUAAUUGUAGUAAUAAUAUUAAUUGUAAUAAUAAUAUUAAUUGUAGUAAUAAUAUUAAUUGUAGUAAUAAUAUUAAUUGUAGUAAUAAUAUUAAUUGUAGUAAUAAUAGUUGUGAUAAGAACAAGGUGAAGAAAAAAAAUAUGACGCCCAUUUCCAAACAGGGAUCAAAAAAUUUAGACAACUUUGAUAUAAACACAAAUACAUUAUAUCAACGUGAAAUAAAAAACUUCCAUAAAUCAUUUUCAUUUUAUUUUGAAAAGCAAUGCAAUGAAAGCACUUAUAAAAUACCAGCUACAAAUACAUUGAAACAUUCUAUAAUAGAAGGUAUAGAAGAGCUUAUAGCUGAAAUAGAUACAUCAUGGGAUGAGGCUGAACAAAGAACAUCAUAUGAUUUAUUUACAGAGAAUGAUGUAAUAUUAACACUUGGAUAUUCAGCAGGAGUAGAGAAAUUUUUAAAAACUAUAAAUAAAAAAAAAGAUGGAAUAUCUGUUAUAGUUGUAGGAGGAGAUAUUAAUAGAAAUGGAUAUAAAAUGUCUCAAUCAUUAAGUGAUGAUGGUGUUGAUACAACAUAUAUAUCUGAUGCAGCUGUAUUUGCUGUCAUACCUAAAAUUACUAAAGUUGUUUUAGGUUCUGUUGCUGUAUCUUCAUCAGGUGGAGCUAUUACAAAAAUGGGUGGUUAUAAUAUUGCUUGCUCAGCACAAUUACAUUCUAAACCUGUAAUUAUUGUAUUACCAUUAUUUAAAUUAAUAUAUGUUCCAUUAUAUGAUCCUCUAAGACAAAAUGAAUUACAACCUGGACCAUCUCUUAUAUAUAAUGAUGAAGAUGUUGAAAAUCUUCAUGUCAGAAUUCCAAAAUAUGAUUACAUACCAGAACAUUCAAUAACUUUAUAUAUAACAGAUGUAGGACCUGUAGAUUCUUUCCAGUUAUAUAAUAUAACAAAGAAAAGAUAUCACCCCGACGAUAUGGACUUGAGUUUUGAAUAA
This is a messenger RNA of Plasmodium gaboni, 2247 nucleotides long. RefSeq names its product putative eukaryotic translation initiation factor 2b, subunit 2. The transcript has a single exon. NCBI's taxonomy places the organism in Eukaryota, Apicomplexa, Aconoidasida, Haemosporida, Plasmodiidae. Gene Ontology annotation, biological process: translational initiation. Gene Ontology annotation, molecular function: guanyl-nucleotide exchange factor activity; translation initiation factor activity. Bases 1 to 2247 code for a protein of 748 amino acids. Gene Ontology annotation, cellular component: eukaryotic translation initiation factor 2B complex. The record is from RefSeq and is a predicted model, not a curated record.